AUGGAUUUAGGUUUGAUUUCCUCUUAUGGAGAUUUUAAUGGAGACAAAGCAGUAGAUGUGGUAAUUGUUGAUUAGAAGAACAAUAAAAUAAUAAUCUUGUAUUGGGAUAAUACAAUAAAUGAAUUUGAAUAAAUAAAUAUUUGUUAAAGCUGUUACCCAGUCAAAGACAUCCUAAUCCAAGGGACAAUUCCAUUGGAUUAUGAUUACGACGGCUACUUGGAUAUCCUGGUGGUUUUAGGAUAUGAAGAAGGAUUUAUGAUUAACAUCUUGAGACAGAAUGGGGUAUAGAAUGGCUAUCCAAACUUCGAUAAAACGCAAGAGAAGUAUUCAUCGUCAUCCUAUCCCUUUGUUGGAGACUUCCUUGGCGAUCACAAAACAUCAAUUAUGAUCACUACUGAGACUCAAAGAUUGGUUGUCUAAUAUGGUUUACAAUAGCCAAUAGAUUUCCUGGACCUUGUAGAUUCGAGUUGUUCAAUAAAAGAUUUCGAAAAAACUGUGAGUGCAUAACUAUUAAAUCCGCACUUCAGUUCCUUUGUGGAUGUCAGUUCUGAUUGUAGGGCAGACUUAAUUAUAACAUCUGAUUUGGGCAUAGAGUAUUGGUACACCAAAUAUGUCCCCAAUGUUGUUGCUGAAACUACAGAUCAAUUAUUAAACAAACAACCGAGAUUCUGUCUUCAAAUAAUAGACUCUUUUCAGAGUGGAGCGGAAUUAAAGACACUGGAUUUUGUGGAUAUUAAUUUCGAUGGGUCCAUUGACAUGAUCUAUGUUUUCGAAAGGAAUGACGUCUAGAACUUGGUGAUUAACUACAAUCUAUAUGAAAAUCCGAGCAACCCUCCCAACCUGUGUUAAGCGAAUACAAAGGACUCAGAUAAAUAAAUGGCUUACCCCUAUUCUGAAUUCAGUCUACUGGGCACAACAACGAAAUUGGUUACUCCAUUAAGCAAUGGAGAUCAGGCAGUCAAACUCUAUGAUUACAAAAAACUAGACUUACAAUUGGCUCUGGCUCCUUUCAUAAGAUUUGGUGAUUAUUUAGCCAGUGGUUAUCCAGGAGCAUUCAUGAUCAUUUACAACGAAACCACCUUCAAACCCAAUAUAUACUAUUUCAAGAAUGUUCCCAUUAGCAGUGGUUGCGAACUAGAAUCAAGGAUGUGUAGGUAAUUGAUUGUGGAUAAUGAUCCUGGAGAUCACUUCUAUCUGAUCACGGAGAUGGAGGGAAUUAACGUAGCAUUUUUCGAUUUCGGAGAAAAUGGAAGACUGGAUUUCUUAGUUAAUAGUAUCUCUAUGGACGAGGAUCAAAAGCCAAGAUACAACCUAGCAGCAUUUUAUAACUAUAUCUCUUUGGAUGCCUUCUUCUUGAAAGCCUUAGGCAUUAAUGGACAAUGUGCCGCAGAUGAGGAGAGCAAGAUUUCAUGUCAAGGGUCUCUGUAUUAUGGGGCUACUUACCAAUUCAGAGUGACUGACAUAAGUGGAACCUAUAAACCAGCUGCAGGAGUGCAAUUGUAUUAGUCUGCCUAUUCUCCUUUGCAAUUGCCCUAUUCUUACAUGGGUUUGGGGAGAACAAACAACUACAUCGAGAACUUUUACUUGGGUGUUCCCUUAUUGAAUGGACAGAUUAGACAGUGGACUCCCAUAAUUCCUAACUCUUAAUUGAUCGUAUCGCCCUAUAGAGAUGACACGAAAUAAUGGACCUUGUCGAUAUUUAUAGAACCCACUGAGGCUAUAUUGGUGGUUGUCAUAGUAACCAUCAUAAUUCUAUUUGUGCUUGGCGGCAUCAUCAUUUGGAAACACAUAAAGGAGAAGGAAGAUGAUAAAAAGAAUCAAGAAUAGUUUUUUUAAAUGUUUAGAUGAAUUAUUUAAUAAACAUAAUUAUAUACACUGAUUGUUAUGAAUCUAUUAA
Molecule: messenger RNA, 1897 nt
Organism: Paramecium tetraurelia
Lineage: Eukaryota; Ciliophora; Oligohymenophorea; Peniculida; Parameciidae
Exons: 4
Cellular component (GO): plasma membrane
Source: RefSeq, a predicted model, not a curated record